AUGUCCUACGAAAUUGAGCAUUCCACCACCCCCGCUGACAACAAUACCACUAACACAAGGCCUCCUCCCCGCCGCCCGGACCUCUCCUCCUUUUUCGCAACCCUACAAGAAAUCACUCCGAACCCCAGUGAGGUACGCACCCGGCCAUAUGCUGUUCCCGUGCCAGGCGACAUCAGCGCAGCCUACAGGUCACUCGCAGAGGCUCUGAAUGUCAUGCGCCACGAGACAGGCGAGGACGGGUUCCCGGUGCAUGAUGGGCGUGAUGAAGGUCUGGGAAAUGUUGCGGAGGGUGAAGAUGCGACGGGGGGAGUAGGAUUGUUGUCGAAUAUGAUUUCGAUCCUGUUGCAGGAAGCGGAAGCACCUCCCAGGGAGGUGGAAGGGGUUGGGGAAACGUUUUGUGAUGGCCUCGAGCGCGUUCCAACCUCCAGCCUGAAAUCCACACAAGCAUGCCCUAUCUGCAGCAACCCCUUCCUUGACGACCCGUAUCCCCUCGUCGUCCGUCUCCCGUGUCACACAUCGCACCUAUUCGACCUCGAAUGUGUCCGCCCCUGGCUCCGGCUGCGCGGGACAUGUCCACUUGACCGGACUGAUUUCGGCAAGAAGGAACGCGAGCGUGAGCGGGAGAGGGUCGAGCGGUUGAUGAAGAAAGGGAACGGAGAUGAUGAGGAUGAAGAUUGGGAUGGGAUGUAUGCGUGA
Molecule: messenger RNA, 696 nt
Organism: Paracoccidioides brasiliensis Pb18
Exons: 3
Coding region: 1-696 (231 amino acids)
Source: RefSeq, a predicted model, not a curated record